Messenger RNA from Miscanthus lutarioriparius, 1461 nucleotides. Lineage: Eukaryota; Viridiplantae; Streptophyta; Magnoliopsida; Poales; Poaceae. The record is from the annotation of a GenBank genome assembly.
AUGGAGACUGUGUUCAAGGGGAGAGCAAGAGCAAGAGUCUCUCUGAUCCAUUUCUUUGUCCGCCGUUUUGCGGUGGCCGCAGCUGCCAUUUUUCUGCUGACAGAUGGGAGGCAUGCCCAUGUAGAUCCCGCACCUGUGGAGAUACUCGGCGGCGCUGAUGUCGAUACGCUUGCACGGAGACCAAACGUCAACGGUGCAAGCAGCAGCGAGGUGAUCGAUGAGCAGUGGCGGAUGGUCAAGACCAGGGGAAACCAGUUCGUCGUCGGCGAUCGGCCGUUCUACGUGAACGGCUUCAACGCGUACUGGCUGAUGAUCCUCGCCGUCGACCCGUCCACCAGGGGGAAGGUCACCGAGGUGCUCCAGCAGGCGGCGGCGGUCGGCCUCACGGUGUGCCGCUCGUGGGGCUUCAACGACGGUGCCUGGAGGGCGCUUCAGAAGUCGCCAUCUGUCUAUGACGAGGAUGUCUUCAAGGUGUUGGAUUUCGUGGUGAGCGAGGCAAGGAAGCACAGGAUCAGGCUUAUACUGUCACUGGUCAACAACUGGGACGGCUACGGCGGCAAGGCGCAGUACGUGAAAUGGGCCAGGGACGACGGCGGCCUCAACAUCACCUCCGACGAUGACUUCUUCUCCGACCAAACCGUGAAGGGCUACUUUAAGAACCACGUCAAGAACAUGCUGACGAGGCUGAACACGUACACGAGCGUGAUGUACAAGGACGACCCGACCAUCUUGGCGUGGGAGCUCAUCAAUGAGCCGCGCUGCACGUCGGAUCCAACCGGGAACAAGCUGCAGGAGUGGAUCCAAGAGAUGGCGUUCCACGUGAAGUCCAUCGACCCGGAUCACCUGCUAGAAGUCGGCGCGGAGGGCUUCUACGGCCCCUCGUCGCCGGCGCGGCUUCCGGCCAACCCAAACACCUAUGCCGGCCAGGUCGGCACCGACUUCAUCCGCAACCACCGCGUCCUGGGCGUCGACUUCGCCUCCGUUCAUAUCUACCCAGACACCUGGAUGCCGGGCGCGACUCUGGAGGCACAGCUCAAGUUUGUGGCUUCGUGGAUGCAGGCGCACAUCGCCGACGCCGAGGGCACGCUAGGCAUGCCAGUGGUGUUCACGGAGUUCGGGGCGUCCACCAAGGCCCGGACGAGCGUCUUCAACGCGACCACGAGAGACCAGCUCAUCCAGGCGGUGUACGGGCAGCUCCUGGAUUCGACGCGGCGUGGCGGUGCCGGAGCGGGGGCCCUGCUUUGGCAGGUGUUCCCGGAGGGGACCGACUACAUGGACGAUGGCUACGGCGUGGUGCUUCCCAGGGCGGCGGCCACUGCCCGGAUCAUGUCCACGCACUCUAAGGAGCUAGCCGUUUUCAGUUCUAGGUGCGCCUGGAGCUGCCGCUGGGGGUGCAGGAGGAGGGAGCAGCAGUCGGAGGAUGUUGAUGACGACCUGCCGUUCGUUUCGAGGAUGAACUGA